Oreochromis aureus is the source of this 5185-nucleotide messenger RNA. RefSeq names its product B-cell CLL/lymphoma 6 member B protein. NCBI's taxonomy places the organism in Eukaryota, Metazoa, Chordata, Actinopteri, Cichliformes, Cichlidae. Gene Ontology annotation, cellular component: nucleus. Gene Ontology annotation, molecular function: RNA polymerase II cis-regulatory region sequence-specific DNA binding; DNA-binding transcription factor activity, RNA polymerase II-specific. The record is from RefSeq and is a predicted model, not a curated record. Gene Ontology annotation, biological process: regulation of transcription by RNA polymerase II. The coding region runs from base 493 to 2154 and encodes 553 amino acids. The transcript has 2 exons.
ACCUCCUGCGAGUCACUACCCUGGGUAUAAUAAACCCCUAUCUUCUGACGUCAGAAACACGCGACGGGCCUGUGCUUACAGUCGCUGCAGACGGAGGCAGGAGAUGGGUGAGUCGCUGUGCAGAGGGGACGUGUUUUGAACAAUAACUCGUAGACUUUAUUAGGACAGCUAAAGAGCGGCAGCACACCUCUCCAUCAGGGCCGCAGCGUUAGCAGAGGUCCUCUGCCGUCUGGCCUUGUUACUCCUGCAGAGAGCGGGCUAGAGCCAGGCCCAGCGGAGAGUUACCUACAUUGUUUUUGUCGGCAGCGCCAGUUAAACAGCUAAUGAGGCGCAUGUAGUCAUUGACAGUCAUUGCUCUCACACACUAAAGCAACAAAACCCGCAGAGUUUCCCCUCUCUUGCUGCUCAGAUUUGUGAGCUGCUUUCAGGAGCGCGGCGUGUAAACGUUAGCUGACUGAACACCAGCUAGCUAACUGCAUUAUAAUAAUAAUAAUGACUUCCAGGAGGACGGGCUAUGCUGGAAGCAUGGAUUCCUCCUCUCCGUCAAACAGCGGCAGCAGCUCGCUCCACAGUGGGAACCGCAAACAAAGCGCUGUUAGCAUCCCCGACAGGAUUGAGUCCUGUUACGAUCGCAAAGUUGACAAGGGUGGAUACGGAGGCUCGCAGGGCAGUGUUACGGUAACAUCGCUCAAAUCGCGUCUCGCCCCGACCAUCCAAACCGCCAUGUCCGCAGCAGUGGACACUCUGCUCGGGGAAGUGGUUCUAGUGCUCAAUGAGACUCAGCAGGAGUUGCUGCAUAAGGAGCAGGAGAACGAAAGGCUCAAAGUGCGCCUGGAAGUGUCUGAGAGGGAGCUGAAAACCCUGCAGGAGUGCCUGUGCAGUGCUCAGAAGCUCAUAGAUCAGCUUCAGGUGUCCUACACGGGCCCUCAGUCAAUCAGUCAGUCAGUGUUUGCCCCGUCGCUGUCGUCCAUGGCUUCCAUGACUUUGGACAGGGACCACCAGAACCCCAGAAAUGUGAAUGGAGCGGGUGUCGACUUAGGUCUUGGUGGCUCUGUGGACGAGUCACUUCAUGGGUUUGAACCAAGAGAUGAGUACAAAAUGUGCCAGCUUUCAAUCCAGCCAGAUGGUUCUGUGACCAACCACGCUCUGGACUCCUUCACAUCCAACACAUCUCAUAUGUGCUCCGAUUCUGGCCGACCAGACGAGAGGCAGUCUCAGGGACCUGGUGGAGCGUCCAGAUUUGAGAUCAAAGAGGAGCAGGGACCAGCUUCAGGCUCCACUCAGCCCAACAGGAAGGACAGCAUAGCGGCGGGGGACGGAGAACGAUCGUCACAUAACGUGGGGGAUCUUGGCUAUGGUCAAGUUGGAGGAGAGGCGGGUUCCCAGCGAUCUUUCCCUCACCCACUGCGUCACCAAAGACCCAUGCGUGAAUGCAGUAGUGCCUUGGGCGGACUUAAUGGACAGAAACAGUUAGCUAGGACUCCUGGAGCAGGAAGAGGUGACAGCACUUCAUCAGGCGGAGCUGAAGAAUCUGCGGGACCAUCAGCUCCUGACACGGCAGUGGUCGAGCCCCCUGGAGAUCGGCCUCACCACUGCUUGGAGUGCGGAAAGACCUUCCGUCUGAUCUCCAGCUUGAAGAAGCACAUCCGCAUCCACACAGGCGAGAAGCCGUACCCGUGUGGAGUCUGCGGCCGUCGGUUCCGCGAGUCAGGGGCGCUUAAAACCCACCUGCGCAUACACACGGGGGAGAAGCCGUACUCUUGCUCAGAGUGCGGAAACUGCUUCCGCCACCUGGAUGGUCUGCGUAAACAUCGGCGCACCCACACGGGGGAGAAGCCCUACGUGUGUGCCAUCUGCGGGAAGCGGCUGAGUCGCCUGCAGCACCUGAAACACCACCAGCUGAUCCACACCGGAGAGAGGCCGUGCUGCUGCCCUUUCUGCAACCGCACUUUCAAAGAGCCUGCGGCUCUGCGGAAACACAUCCGCACGCACCGCGAGGAAGGCGGUCACAUGGGAAUCAGCACCAAUGAAGACGCUGACCCAGACGCCAUGGAUGACAUUAAUAACCUCCAUCCAGCAGCUCCGUCUCCGCAGAUGAGGUUUGGGGAGUGGGGAGCUGAGGAGGAUGACAGCUCAGUUGUAGACUGUGUUUAGGUGGAGGUUAAAGAGGUGCCUCGCUGUUGGUGUUUUUAAAAAGCACGGACUGAUGUGUUUGUGUAGUUUGAUGGACCACGAGGUCAUCUUCACUCCGCGGUGUUAGGGUGAUGAACCAGGCUACAUAUAACCAGAGCCUUGGAGCUUAGUUUGUCAAAGAUAUUCAAGUCUUAAACGUUUAGAUUUGAAGCUUAGUUUUAAAUUACCACGGUACAUUCUUCAGCAGCAGCUGUUCUUUCAUACAGAUGUUUAUGGAGCAGUGCAGGUAGUGUACAGAUUCCAGGAAAUUGCUAGAUUGCAAACUUUCUGGCAAUAAUUUGGGAAAUUUAUUGCAGACGUGGGCACAAGCCAAAAACUGUAAAAAAGGAAGGAUAUUUAAAAAAACAAACAAAACAAAACUGGGGAGCUGGGCAUGAAUUUAUAAAACGCUCACAAUAAUGAAGGCAUAGUUCUAGCUCAUCCUUACUGUUACAGAAAAAGGAUUUGGUAACAGCAUGUUUAGUUUGUAGGUUUUUAUUUUGUUUUUUGUUUUUUUUAAAUCAUAAUAAAUUGAUCAGGUUUGGGUAUUUAUAAUCACAUCUAUGAAACUGACCAAUGACUAAUGUGGGCGAAUUUCCCUCAGCUGAAAGUAGCAGAUAAAGGCCUUUACACACCAAGCACAUUGUGGAAAAAUGUCACAAAAAUCAGAAUUUAUUUUGCAUGCGAAUUUGUCAUGUAACGUCAAAUCGACAUCAAGCAAUGAAGCGCUAAUUCUGAUGUUUCUGAGGAACAAAAAAAGAGGGAAGGAACAAUGAUUCUGAGUUCCUCCGAUUAUCACAAGCAGGGAGAAUUUUAUUGGUUUAAUCCAGGAGUUGAAGCUGUAUCACGGCAGCUUUCGUACAUUUCAGACCACAUCUGAGGAGGCAGAGAAAUGAAUUCGGAGAGCAGAUUGACCCGGAGCAGCGUCUAGCUGUGUGUCUGAGGUAAAAUAAUAUUAUUUUACUGUUUCCAUAUAAUUGUAUGUUCAGCACCGGUGUGCGCUUUGAGCACACUUGUUGGAAAACGCAGUAAUCUGAUUGGUUAGCUCUGUUCAUGCACAUGCGAAAAACUAGAAAGAAUUCAUAUUGGUAUGAACGGCUGCAUUAAGAACAGGCGAGGCUGCACAAAAUAUGUGUGAAUUUUACAUGUUUAAUGUGUAAAGGCCUUAACACUCAACUUUCAAAAUGCGUAAACUAUGAUGGCUUUACAGCCACUGUAGUCCAAGAUGGUCUCCUUUCAUGGUAUAUUAAUAUCUUCCCACCUCUGCUCCUUUCAUCUUUGAUGCUCACGCGUUAUUUAAUGCCAGAUUUAUAUGCACAAGCUGACAGUUUCAGUGGUCACGGAUCACGUUCGGCCCAGUCUACCAACUUUUAUCCUGAUUUCUUUUAUGAAGGUGUUAGGGCUCAUGUUCUUGGUAUCAUUGGUAGUAAUAUACCUUCUGAGAUACAGUCACCAGGAGGAGUCAGGAGGUUGAGCAGGCCAUCCACUAAUCAGAAAGUUGAUGGUUCAAUGUCCGGCUGCUCCAGUGUGCACGCCAAAGCAUCCCUGGGCAAAAUAGUGACCCCAAAGUUGCUCAUCAGAGUGUGAAUGUGAGUGAAUGAAGCAUGCAGUAGAAAGCACUAUAUAAGAACCAGUCCAUUCAUCUGAUUUCUUUCACUGACAACUUCAGUAAAACAUCAGGUAGAUACUUUAUUGCCCUCUAUAGGUGGAAACGGUAACAUUUUAAUCUAAAAUAUGCUGCUUUAAAAAAAGACAACAUUAUGCUUGUUUUUAUUACACCACUGCUGUCACCGCUGUUUCCUUUUUAUAAUGAAAGGCUGUAGCAAUGCCAUAUAAAACACUAACAGACCAAAAGCUAAAGUGUAAUUUCAGCUAUAUUUGUGUGUGUGUGUGUGUGUGUGUGUGUGUGUGUGUGUGUGUGUGUGUGAGAUGAAUCAUGAGCCAUUUUUCCGUCAGCCAUCACCCCCCCCUCUCUCUCUCUCUCAGCCAGUUCUCUCUUAUCUCUUCCCGUCACUGUGCAGAGCCCUCAUUGGUCCACAAUUGUUAUGUUAUCAAACGGAAGUUAUCUGUGUCGAAGACAUGCUGUUUUGAAGAAAUCACUCAGUGCAUUUAUUUGUUUAUCAGAUCAUACAGGACUAGUUGAAGGCAAUUAGCUGGCAUCUUUAUGCACCACAUCAGGAGCUCAAACACUCUCCUGUUCUCUCUUCUCGCUAAAUAACGUCUCCCUGUGGACCUCAGUUUGGCAUUCCAUUUUUAUUUUAUUUAUUUUUUAGUUUUUUUCACGCUGCUACUGUAUGUCUGGAAAGGCUUUCUUUUUCUGGACUUGUAUCAUUGUUACCAGGCAGUCGCUAGCAGACAGACGUUGGUGCUUGCAUGUGCAUAUUCGUUCCUCCGCUGGCAGCAAUGCCUCUCAGCCGUUUGUGUAUAUAAGAAUGUAGUUAGAGCAUUUUUAUUCGGUUUAGUAAGGGUUGUGCUUAAGUUGUCGUGCAACAGUCUUUGUUUUGUUUUGUUUUUUAAAGGAAACACAUGAUGUGCUGAAAACAGCAGUAUACUAACAUACCAUGUAAAUGUAUGUAACCCAGUUACAUUUGUUCCUGAUGCUACAGCGCACCAGGAGUUAACAGCAGAGCAUUAAUCUUCUCAGCCCUUUGAGCUAAACUGUCUGGUGUUAUUUAACAUGUGUACUACUAUAAUGACCUCCAUGUAACUAUUCUAUGUACAUUUACAAGUGCAAGUCAUUUUAAAGUGACACUAAAAGUGUUAAAUAUUUGUCACUGUGUAUACCAAGAAGGUAGUCUUUGCCCCAGAUAAGCAUAUUUAUUGUUUUUUGUAUUACACAUGGGUGGGUUUGAGGGGUGGGGGGGACCUUUGCAUGUAGGUUUAAACAGAAAUGGCAUUAUUCCCUAAGAAAUCAGUGUUUAAAUGUGAAAUACUUUUUUAUGCUUAUUUGUUCACCCACUUCACAUUCAUACUGUACAUGUUACUAUAUUAAAGGGCCUUGUUUAUAAUUCUG